AUGGAGUCCUCUUCCGCGACGCCAUGGACUCCUACACAAGGAAAGGACGUACUGCCCCACAAGGGUGACAUGGAUGAUUUGAUCAACUCCGUCGCCGUUGAUUCUGCCUACGGUGAGGCCGCCGCCAUGGAUCAUGCCGUCAUCACCGUUGAUGCCAUCGACGCCGGAGUUGUAGCCCACCUUGAACAACCAAGUACACCACAGCCAACAUCUUCUCCGAGUAUAGCAGAAAGUUGCAAAGAACAUUUGAAGCCUAUGGUUGGAAUGAUAUUUGAUACACUUACAGAUGUGGAGAAAUUUUACAAAUCGUAUGCACAUGAAGCUGGUUUCUCUGUUCGUGUUGGUCAGCACAAGAAGCAAAAUGAGGAAAUAUUAUUCAAGCGGUAUUACUGUUCAAGGGAAGGGUACAGAAAGGAGAGCAUGAAAGAUGUUACUGAUGAAUCUGGAAAAACAAAAAGAAAGACACCAAAUGUGAUGGAAACCAGAUGUGGCUGUGAAGCACAUAUUGUUGUCAGGCUUGGCAGUGACAAGAAGUAUCGAAUAUCUUCAAUUGUUGAGGAGCACAGCCAUGGUUUUGUGUCGCCAGAUAAGAGGCACUUGCUAAGAUCCAACCGUGCUGUUAGUGAGAGGGCAAAGAGUACUUUGUUCAGUUGUCAUAAGGCUAGCAUUGGCACGUCCCAGGCAUUUCGACUUCUCCAAGUCAGUGACGGUGGAUUUCAUAAUGUUGGGUGCACACUGAGGGAUUUGCAGAACUAUUACCGUGACCUGAGGGGCAAAAUAAAGGAUGCUGAUGCACAAAUGUUUGUAGGACAACUUGAGCGAAAGAAGGAAGUAAAUCCUGCCUUCUUUUAUGAGUUUAUGGUGGAUAAACAAGGACGACUUGUUCGUGUCUUUUGGGCAGAUGCCAUAUGCAGGAAAAACUGUAGUGUUUUUGGUGAUGUGAUUUCGGUAGAUUCAACAUAUACCACUAACCAAUAUAAUAUGAAGUUUAUGCCAUUUACUGGAGUCAAUCAUCACUUGCAAAGUGUUUUCCUUGGGGCAGCAUUCUUGGCUGAUGAAAAGAUUGAGUCAUUUGUAUGGUUGUUUCAAACCUUUCUUAAGGCUACGGGGGGAGUAGUACCUCGUCUAAUCAUAACAGAUGAAGAUGCAAGCAUGAAGGCUGCUAUUGCUCAGAUUCUACCAAAUACAAUUCAUAGACUUUGCAUGUGGCAUAUCAUGGAAAAGGUACCUGAGAAGGUUGGGCCCUCCAUAAGACAGGAUGGUGAGUUCUGGGAUAGAUUACACAAGUGUGUUUGGGGCUCCGAGGAUUCAGAUGAUUUUGAGUCUCAAUGGAAUUUUAUCAUGGCAAAAUAUGGGCUCAUUGGAAAUGAAUGGUUUUCCACAAAGUUUGAUAUUCGAGAACUAUUUUUUGACGACGAAGGUAACCUUCUGGAUGAAAAGGCUAAAGAUCCUAUGGAGGUAGAAACGCGGAAAAAAAUUUCAGAUUCACGCAACAAGUUUGAAGAUCUUAUCCAAAUGGCCAAGAACUCUGAACAAGGGAUAGAGUUUUUAUAUUCUAGUUUAUCCAACCUUGAAGAACCUCUCCAAAAGAUUAUUCCUGCUGCUACAGUUAAUAAACAGGAUGAGUUUGAAUCAUUCCUUGGCAGCAAAAUUCUAGAUGAAGUCAAGAUACAUCCACCAAAUGAUAUCAAGUCCAAAGGGCGAUGCAAAAGAAUUAAGAAGAGCAAGGAGAAGACGGCACAAAAAAACGCAAGUGUGGAAAAUGCAAGCAAGUAG
Messenger RNA from Oryza brachyantha (malo sina), 1776 nucleotides. RefSeq names its product protein FAR1-RELATED SEQUENCE 5-like. Gene Ontology annotation, biological process: regulation of DNA-templated transcription. The record is from RefSeq and is a predicted model, not a curated record. The transcript is spliced from 3 exons. The coding region runs from base 1 to 1776 and encodes 591 amino acids. NCBI's taxonomy places the organism in Eukaryota, Viridiplantae, Streptophyta, Magnoliopsida, Poales, Poaceae.